This is a messenger RNA of Penicillium coprophilum, 933 nucleotides long. Its product is annotated as polysaccharide deacetylase family protein. The transcript is spliced from 2 exons. Lineage: Eukaryota; Fungi; Ascomycota; Eurotiomycetes; Eurotiales; Aspergillaceae. The record is from RefSeq and is a predicted model, not a curated record. The coding region runs from base 1 to 933 and encodes 310 amino acids. Gene Ontology annotation, biological process: carbohydrate metabolic process. Gene Ontology annotation, molecular function: hydrolase activity, acting on carbon-nitrogen (but not peptide) bonds.
AUGUCUUCCCGAAAACCAAAGGUUCAAAUUCUACUUUCUGUCGAUUUCGAUGCCGUCUCGGGUUUUCUAGGGACCGGUGCUUCGGCUACAACCAAUCUGGCCGAUUAUAGCAGUGGCUUUUUCGCAGCUCAAGUCGGAGUGCCACGCUUAUUACGCCUUUUCAAGAAACAUGGAAUCAGUUCCUCGGUGACUUGGUUUGUGCCGGGUCAUUCAAUGGAAUCAUUUCCAGAAGAGACCAAAGCAAUUGUGGACUCGGGCGCCGAAAUCGGUUGCCAUGGAUAUGCGCACGAGGGCUCCAGUCAAAUGACUGAAUCGCAGGAGAGAGAGGUCAUUGCCAAAUGUGUGCAACUGGCAACCGACUUGACCGGGAAGAAACCCCAAGGAUGGCGGGCGCCGUUAUAUCAGUUACGAACACACACUAUUCAAGUCCUAGAAGAGUUUGGCUUUUUAUACGAUUCCUCUCUCACGCAUCAUGAUUCGUCCUUGUAUUUUGUUCCUCGGAUGUCAGAGCCCAAGGCCAUUGACUUUUCUCCUUCCAAGUCUGCUUCAACCUGGAUGAAGCCCCUCCCUGCCCCUGCAGCCAGGACUCCCCAGACACUGGUUGAAAUCCCAUGCAAUUGGUAUAUGGAGGACAUGACCCCCUUGCAAUUUUUGCCCGGGGUGGAAAACUCACAAGGAUUCAUCAGUCCGGCCACAAUUGAGCAAAAUUGGAAGUCUCGAUUCGACUUUCUCUACUGGGAGGCCCUCGAAAAAUCAAUUGAGGAAGAUGCUGAACAAGGCUUUGUUUUCCCUUUGGUCCUGCACCCAGAUACUAGUGGAAUGGCCCAUGUGAUUGGGAUGAUUGACCGAAUGAUUUCGUGGCUCAAACAACGAGAAGUUGAAUUUGUGACAUUUGGCGAGUGUGCGGUCGAGUGGAAAAAGAAUCAUGCUUAA